CUCCCUCUUUUCUAUCAGCUGCUUUACUGAGAAGGCAGUUUACUUUCGUUUCCCAGUGCUGAUCUCUUUCCUUGAUUACUACACAACUUGCAGCUCUUCACCUGAAUAGACUGUAAGCUAUCUGGGCCAGGAAUUUUCUUUGUGUUUAUUUUAUUUAUAUUGUACUUUGUUGAACACUUGUAACUUGGUGGUGGGGCUUUAUACUUCAGUAUAAAUAUCCAGUCUGUCCAGUUCCAAUUAUUUUGCAGGCCAGAAAUGUCAGCCCCUGGUUUCACUGCGACUGACAUCCGAAACACAUUAAAUUGCAGCAUUUGCCUGGAAUUGUUCACAAUGCCCAUGACUACUUCCUGCGGGCACAAUUUUUGCAACAAAUGUAUCAAUGAUCACUGGGAUCAGGAGGAUCGUAAGCAGAUUGCCAAGACCUGUCCACAGUGUCGGAAGAUAUUUCAUGUGCGCCCUGAAAUGACCAAAAAUGUGGAUAUCAGCAAAUUGGUAGAGAUGGUAAAUGGUUCAGAGAAGCAGAAAAUAUCCCAAGAGCCUGAAUCUCAAAAAAAGAGAAAUAUGUGUUCAGCUAUGAAGUGUCAGCGGCACAACCGGAACUUCGAGUUGUUCUGUUGCACAGAGAAGCGCUGUGUCUGUUCCAAAUGCUUCAUGGUGGAAUGUCGCAAUCAUGCACUGGAGUCCAUUGAGGACAAGAGACAAAAGGAAGAGGAGCAGCUUCAGAAGUCUUUACUUGACAAUGCCAAUCAGAAGAAAGAAAUAUUGAUAGCAAUUGAGAAACGCCAGCAGCUCACUGGGAAUAUAAAAACAGCAUGUGACCAGAUGGAGUCCUGUAUCUUGGCUAAGUUUGAGCAGAUGAGCAAUAUUCUUGAGGAAUGCUGUACCAUGUCAAUAGAGACAUUAAGGAGUGAGAAGGAAGUAGCUUUGGACAAAGCAAAGCAGAGCCUGGAGCAGCUGCAAAAGCAUUUGGAACGAGUGGAGCAACAUGAAAAUGAAGCAAAACUGUUAUGCCAAAACUCGGACGAUGUUGCAUUUCUCCAGGGCCUUACUCUGCUUAUACCUCCUGAAGCCACUCCAGUGUUGCCCAGUAUCCCAUUAUGUGGCUCCUCACAGGUGGAUGCAGUAACCCGGAUCCUGCCUCAGGUCAUUAAUCUUCUCAACGUGGAAUUCCCUAAUGCCCUGCUCAAUGAGCCACAAGCUGAAGUCAAAGAGACCUCAUGCACUGUAUCUCCGUCUAUACCAAGAACAAGGCCAAGCAUUACUCCUUCUACCAUGAGUCUCCUGAGAACAGAACUUUAUAAAGAUUACCGAAACUUGACCUUUGAUCCCCAGAGUGCAAACAAGUACAUACACUUGUCACGUCAGAACUGCAAGGCCUCUCAUAAGAUGAGUUCUCAGGGGGCUGCGGUUCUACUAUCCUCCACUGCUUUCCAAACCUGGCAGGUCAUGUGUGCAGAGGGAUUCUCCCAGGGCCACCACUACUGGGAACUGGAGCUCUCCAAGUUUUUUGUAGAAGUAGGAGUAGCGUACAGUUGCCUGGAGCGCUCUAAAAAUGAACAAAACAGGAUUGGGCGCAACCCCUUCUCUUGGUGUCUGCAGACACACAGCAGAUGCCACUCGGCUUGGCAUAAUAACAAGGAACAGCAACUGCAAGCUUCCAAGUACUUCAAGAUUGGUGUCAGUCUGGACUGCAAUGCUGGGAAUAUUACUUUCUACGGAGUCAAAGAUGGUGGCCUGGAACUCCUUCAUUCUUUCAGCUGUGUCUUCUCCCAAACACUGUACCCCACAUUUUGGAUUGGCGAGGGCUCAAGUGUCUGUCUGUUCCAGUGCAGCAAUGAUGCAGUGAAUACAUCACUUGGGGAAUGAAAUAUAUCUUGGUGUAAUUAAGACUUGCAUCUGAAGAAGCCAGAAAAAAAAACCCAUGAGUCCUAAAAGUCCCACACACCACAUCUGGGAAACACUAUUUUGAACAAUGCUCCAGUCCACAGUAACCAGCUAACAGUUAUAUUUUACUGAUCAAAACUUCUUCAAAACUGGUUGGUUGCUAAUGCAGUUAAAAUACAAGAAAAUUACACUGAAAGUUAACAACAAAUUGUUUUUUGCUGGAGUGAGAAUGUGAAGAGGAAACAAUUAAUUGGUUUGUUUAAUGAUUGGUGCAAAUUCAUUAAGCCAUUUUUUAAAUAAGUUACCCUAGGGAUACUACUGAAUGGAAAACAAUCACUUUAAUCCACUUCUGUAUAAUUCCUCUUAAGGGGAUGUGAACCCACAAAUUAAAAUGUUGCAGAAUAAAAUAACGUCAUUCUAGGCACAUUUUAUGUAUGCAUUCAUUGGUUCUGCCUCUGGGAACAAUGCAACAGAAGCCAAUACUCCUUCAGUCAAGACUCCAUCUGUCUAGCAUGCUUCAUCUCAUGUCUGUUAAUCAGCUCGCAUCUACUAUGUUUCAAGAAUCCACCAGAGAACCACCAGAGAAAUGUUAUAUUUGGGUUUGCAUCCCCUUUAAAUAUCUGAUAAAAAAAUAAAUAAAUUGCAUAUAUUCUUCUGA
Messenger RNA from Xenopus laevis (African clawed frog), 2542 nucleotides. It is a transcript of the gene trim65.L, whose product is annotated as tripartite motif containing 65 L homeolog. The coding region runs from base 256 to 1866 and encodes 536 amino acids. The record is from RefSeq and is a predicted model, not a curated record. Gene Ontology annotation, biological process: antiviral innate immune response. Lineage: Eukaryota; Metazoa; Chordata; Amphibia; Anura; Pipidae. The transcript is spliced from 6 exons.